Plutella xylostella (diamondback moth) is the source of this 2465-nucleotide messenger RNA. RefSeq lists its product as uncharacterized. NCBI's taxonomy places the organism in Eukaryota, Metazoa, Arthropoda, Insecta, Lepidoptera, Plutellidae. The record is from RefSeq and is a predicted model, not a curated record.
UAGUCAGUUCCUCAGUUGGUAUAACUCGAGCAGUGCGGUGCGCCGGCGCAGAUUUACUCACGAGCGAUCGAUCGCGGUGCACAGGUUAACCAACAGUUGGUGUUGUGGUUUAAAAACAAAAAAGUUGUCUUGUUAAUUUUUCUGUUGGGAUUUCUAGAAGCAGAAUGUGGCGGUUUAUUCUAGUAUUAGGGCUUGUCGCUGCAGCAGGAAGCAUCCGAGUGCCAGUGGACGACGACGACAAUGUGAAGGCUCUGAGCGAGAAGACUGAGCGGCAGCCCGAGGCGCCGGUCUACUACACGUCAGACGAGGCAAAGGUGGACAGCUACCUGGUGCCCCCCAACACGCACGCAGAAGCGGAAGAGGUCACGGGCCAGGACGUGCCGGCCACGUACCUCGUGCCGCCGCGACCGGACGCCGGCAGCGACUUCAUCUCGCAUGAGGUUGAGGCAGAGCAGCAGUCUGAUUGGACGCCGAUACUGAAGACUCCCGCCGGCCCACCGGUCGCAAGACCUGUGCCGUUGAGGCAAUUAAAGCUUAUCCCGCGCGUGUCAGACUCGGGCCGAGCUCCUAAAUCAGUUCCAGUGUUGAUUCCCCUACCGGCCAGCCGCUUGCUGCCGCCUCAGAUACAAGUGGGCGACUUCCCGCCUUCAGCAGACCAGCAGCUGCCAGAACUUUCCCCCAAAAUCCCGUUCAGAGUACAAGUCCCAUCCAGCGAGCUCGAACUGCCGUACCUUCGAUCCUCAGAAGAAUCUUUCGCGAACAGCCCGGACGAUACUGACUCGACGCCUGAAAAGCCCCGGCUAACUCUGCAUCUGUUGCCGCCGAAGUCGCAGUACAAGCAACCGAAGACGCCAACCAAGAAGUUUUAUCCCAAGAAAUUCUUAGGUGAAUUUAAGCCGGUGCCCAUCCCGAUCUCACAGUACAUGGAAGUUCCAAAUGGCAGACCGCCGAAGCAAUUUAAACCGACGGCUGAAGUACCGAAAAACUAUUUUCCUGUGAACGAAGAGAAACCGUCGACUGAAGAUGAUACGGUAGAUGAGCCUCAGAGUACAUCUACAGAGAACACGAACAGCUCCGAGCAAGAAGCCUCCGAGACCAACUUCAGACAUCCAGGACGCAACAGUUACCCCGCGCCCCUGCGCCAGGCGCCGCCCCCCGCGCCCCGCGGAGCCCCCCCCGCGCCCAAGGAGAGGACGGAGUUCCGCAUGCACGGGAUGAACGGACCGCACAGCUACCAGUUCGGAUAUGACACUGGGAAGGGGAAGAACCGUCAGUUCCGUUUCGAGGAGCGUGACAACGACGGGCGAGUGAAGGGGCACUACGGCUACAUGGACCGCGGGGGGAAGCUGCGCGUCGUCAACUACAACGCAGACCCUGACACCGGCUUCCAUGCUGAGGCACCCAAGGAAGAAGAGUAGGCAGGGAUUGACGAUAUAAUGGGAGAGAUAGGGGAAUAGGGAAGUUAUUCUGUCAUCCCUAGAAUAUUCUCCCUAUUAUGGUGGACUCUGGGAAGCGUAUGUCCGAGAAUUUAUACCCUACCCUUCUAGGUCCCUAAAUAGAAUGCUAAUUUAUUAGAGUUAGAUAAAUGCUCGGACAUACGUUUUUCAGAAUCUAGUAACAGAUCGAAAUAGGCUUCAUUUUGGCUAAAUUAGACGAAGGAGUUUCAACUAAGGCUGACCUUAAAUCUGUUGCUGCUUUGAUUUGAAAGUACAGGGAUAGAAAGAGCUAGACAUAGAUUUAAGGUCUACACUACAUUAGUUUACAUUAGUUCCUUCGUGUAAUAUUCUGAAAUAGAUAUUCAAACUACAACUUAGAGUUGUAAAAAGUAAAAUUACUGAGUUGUACCACUGGAGCGUUUGUUAAAUUUUCAUGGAUAUUACGAGUAUUUUUCUGUGUUUUAUGGCUCUAAAAACCUCCAUUAGAAGAGCUCGAAUUUAGGCAUAAAAAGUGUUCGUUGUUCGAGACAAUGUUACCGAAUAGGCAUUAAAAGGAAAAAUAAAUGGACCAAAUUGUUGGCCCGCUUCUUUCGACGACUGAUUUCUUCAUAACAUCGAAAUAGCGAUCCACUUGUCUUCCGCCUAUUGCGUACUUUUUUUGCAUUAAAAAUAAUGAUACCUGGUUAUACCUAAGAAGGAUGUUAAUGCAUCAUAUGGGUAGGUACUCUAGCUACUUGCUAUAUUUUUUUUCGGGAACUAUAAUAAUGUUUAUGUUAUGUUAAUCAUAUAUAAUGUUUUUUUUUGUAACAAAAAUAACCUCGAACGGCUAUAAACCGUUUAAUUUUUACUUCAGCAUUUGCGGCAUUAAUAAAACUAUGGUCAAUUGUACAGUUUACAUAUUUUACAUUCUGAUUGGCUCGUCUGUGCUGGUAAUGUCGCCUGCACACUGUGUUCAGAGCUAGAUUUCCCUCGAGGCUCGGAUUGUCAUAUUUUGCAUUUCAUCUAAUUUGCUUUGUGACCAACUGUUAU